Messenger RNA from Lachancea nothofagi CBS 11611, 735 nucleotides. Lineage: Eukaryota; Fungi; Ascomycota; Saccharomycetes; Saccharomycetales; Saccharomycetaceae. The record is from the annotation of a GenBank genome assembly.
AUGACAAAGACAACUCCAGAGGAUUCUUUUGAAGCAACCUACGCAGUGGAAAUGCAUUGUGACAGCUGUGUCAAAGACAUUACCUCAUGUCUUUCGUCAAUUCCAGAUAUAUCACUAGAUUUCCACGUCCAGCAGAAACUGCUAGCUGUUACUGGGGCUGUAGCCCCUUCUGUUAUCAUAUCAACGCUGCAGAAGUGUGGUCGCGAUGCCAUUAUUAGAGGAACAGGGAAGGCGGACAGCGCUGCUGUCUCAAUUCUGGAGACUUUCGAGCCCGUAGGCGUCAACGACACACCUGUGAGAGGUCUGGCUCGUAUUGUAAGCGUAAGUGAUACCAAGACGUGGGUCGAUAUCACAUUGAAUGGACUACACAAUCAGGGAAAUUACUAUGCCUCCAUCAGAGAAUGCGGUGACAUUUCCAAUGGUGCCGCAUCUACGGGCGGUAGCAUCUACCGCUUCCCAGAGCCUAUUGAGUGUAAAUCCAAGAGCGAUUUGGGUAAGAACUUGUAUAGCGGACAAGCGUUUUUAAGCGCUCCACUGCAAGUGUGGGAGCUCUUGGGACGUAGUUUCAUGGUUACUACUGACCCAGAGCACAGGCCUGGGCAUGGUAGUGAGGUUUGUGGCGUCAUAGCGCGCAGUGCAGGAGUAUGGCAGAAUGACAAACAGGUUUGUGCGUGCAGCGGAAAAACGGUGUGGCAAGAAAGACUAGAUGCGAUGAACAGGAACAUCACAAAGUAG